Xenopus tropicalis (tropical clawed frog) is the source of this 626-nucleotide messenger RNA. Its product is annotated as leucine-rich repeat and coiled-coil domain-containing protein 1. The record is from RefSeq and is a predicted model, not a curated record. Lineage: Eukaryota; Metazoa; Chordata; Amphibia; Anura; Pipidae. The transcript is spliced from 3 exons. Bases 145 to 483 code for a protein of 112 amino acids.
GUCUUGGCAACAAGAGCCCGGGAAAGCGGGGCUACAGGAGCCAAUAAGCGGAACAUUUGAACUGCACACCGGGGAUAGUGCGCCGUGUAAUGAAAGUCGGGGUUGUCCCGCUGGGAGGUGUAGCAGUAGCACUGCUGUGGGAAAAUGGCAAGCACGGCCCCAGGGAGCAGGGAGCUAAGCCUUAUGGACAAGCAGAUCCGCAACUUGCUGGAGAUUUGCUUGCAUUCCCAUCUCUAUUCCAUCAAUUUACAUUGUAAUCACAUUUCCAAGAUUGAAGGACUUGGACACCUCUGUUACUUACAGCAUCUGGACCUUUCAUCUAUUCUUAUAACUAAGACUGAAGGGCUGGACUCCUUGACAUGUUUGCAGAGCCUGAAUCUGUCUUGUAACAAACUGACAUGGGUAGAAGGGUUAGGAAAGCUAUUUAAUCUCAAGAAGUUGAAUUUGUCAUAUAACAGCAUACAAGACCUUAACGGUGAGUGAAUGUAUAACUUCCUAUAUCAAUUUCUCAUUGAGAGUAUUUACUAAUUAUCAAAUUACCAUACUGUCACACAAAAACAAUUGAGUUCUGUUUUGAAAUAUUUUUAUUAUACAGGUAUGGGACCUGUUAUCCAGAAUGCUCAGGA